CAAAGGCGGGCGUGCGCACGCUCUUACGUAGGCCUGGGCCGGCGGCGGGCAGGGCAGGGCGGGAGCGGCAGUCACCGAGGACUGGAGCCGAGCCUCACGGCCGCUCUGGCAGCAUGUAAACAACCUUUUGCCAAGAACCCAGGUCACCGCUAAGAAGGGUGCCUUAAGGGAGAAGAAUAUCAGAGGACACCAAUGCCAGGAGUGUCUGGAACAGUGCUUGGUACAGGCAGCAUGAGACGUUCUGUGCCAGCCUCUGUGUGCUACUGGCAAAGGCUGGGGCUCUCCGGGUAGGAGGGUCCUGGGUCAGCCAGCGUCAAGAGCCCCCCGAGGGAGCAUGGGACCAGCUAUGAACUCUUUGCAGUAAGCUCAGUUUUAGCUUAUAAAGGAAUUUUAAGUAAACGUUACUUAAUCUCUACAGACGGACAUUCGGAAGCCUUGGUGAGAAGUGCCAGCAGCUGCCCUUGUCUACUGGAAUUUCAGGAUUCUUCUGGAGCCAAGGCGAACUCUUCUUGGUACUUGUGACAAUACAGAUCUUUAGGACAAAUUCACCUGCUGUGAAUGCUUUGGGCAGGAGGAAAAGUAAAACCUUGGCAGCAGCCACGUAGCUGACCAGAAAGCUCUCCCGUGCUGCUUGCUUGCCCGGACACCCAGUCAGGACUCGGGCGCUGCUCCCGCCGCACUCACCACAGAUUGUUUCCUGUGCCCGGGGGACCUGGCGUUUCUGGGGUGCUCCUGCGACCCUUUUCUUCUUCUCUGCGCCAGAGUUCUGUACUCAGGCAGUUGGAUGACGUGAGUUUGAGAUGGAGUUUGUCACCUGUGAGGGGCUGGCUGCCUUUCCAAGGCCUGUUCUGUCUGAAGGGACCAUCUGAAGGACGUGUUUGUGUGUGGAAAAGAGGGCACCAGCCUGACCCGCAUCCUCCACCAUGUUCCUGUUGCUGCCUUUUGAUAGCUUGAUUGUCAACCUCCUGGGCAUCUCCCUGACCGUCCUCUUCACCCUCCUACUUGUUUUCAUCAUCGUCCCUGCCGUCUUUGGAGUGUCCUUUGGUAUCCGAAAGCUCUACAUGAAAACACUGUUAAAGAUCUUCGCGUGGGCUACCUUGAGAAUGGAGAGAGGAGCCAAGGAGAAGAACCACCAGCUUUACAAGCCCUACACCAACGGAAUCAUUGCAAAAGAUCCCACUUCUCUGGAAGAAGAAAUCAAAGAAAUUCGUCGAAGUGGUAGUAACAAGGCUCUGGAUAAGACACCAGAGUUUGAGCUCUCUGACAUCUUCUACUUUUGCCGGAAAGGAAUGGAGACUAUUAUGGAUGACGAAGUGACAAAGAGAUUCUCGGCAGAGGAGUUGGAGUCCUGGAAUUUGCUGAGCAGAACCAAUUACAACUUCCAGUAUAUAAGCCUGCGGCUGACCAUCCUCUGGGGGUUAGGAGUGCUGAUCCGGUAUUGCUUCCUUCUGCCACUCAGGAUUGCUCUGGCAUUCACAGGGAUUAGCCUCUUGGUAGCGGGCACUACCGUGGUUGGAUACCUGCCAAGUGGGAGAUUUAAGGAGUUUUUGAGUAAACAUGUUCACUUAAUGUGCUACCGUAUCUGCGUGCGAGCCCUCACGGCCAUCAUUACAUACCACAACAGGAAAAACAGACCAAGAAAUGGUGGCAUCUGUGUUGCUAACCAUACGUCGCCCAUCGACGUGAUCAUCUUGGCCAGCGACGGCUACUACGCCAUGGUGGGACAGGUGCACGGGGGCCUUAUGGGUGUGAUUCAGAGAGCAAUGGUGAAAGCCUGCCCCCAUGUCUGGUUUGAGCGUUCUGAAGUGAAAGAUCGCCACCUGGUGGCUAAGAGAUUGACUGAGCAUGUACAAGAUAAAAGCAAGUUGCCCAUCCUCAUCUUCCCAGAAGGAACCUGCAUCAAUAACACAUCCGUGAUGAUGUUCAAAAAGGGGAGCUUUGAAAUUGGAGCCACUGUUUAUCCUGUUGCUAUCAAGUAUGACCCUCAGUUUGGUGACGCCUUCUGGAAUAGCAGCAAGUAUGGCAUGGUGACGUACCUGCUGAGGAUGAUGACCAGCUGGGCCAUUGUCUGCAGUGUCUGGUACCUGCCUCCUAUGACCAGAGAGAAAGAGGAAGAUGCUGUGCAGUUUGCUAACAGAGUGAAGUCCGCCAUUGCCCGGCAAGGAGGACUGGUGGACCUGCUGUGGGACGGUGGAUUGAAGAGGGAGAAGGUGAAGGACACGUUCAAGGAGGAGCAGCAGAAGCUGUAUAGCAAGAUGAUUGUGGGUAACCAUGAGGACCGGAGUCGGUCCUGAACCUCCAUCUUGCACUGGCUGAAGUGAGCCGGCUGCAGUUGUGGCUGCCACAGCCUCUGCCACCAUCCCCGCCACCCACUGCUGCAUCCUAACAGACUCUGGCCCUCAGGCUGUCCUGGACUGCUCCAUGGGCUCCCUGCUGUCCUCUAACCAGAGUGCUGCUGGUGGGGCUCCUUGGGACAAAAUGCCUCUUGUUCCUUUAUAGUGAGCCUCUAAGAGGAGCCAUUAAAGCAGUUCUAGCUGGUGAGAAGGCGGGCCCUGUUCUUGCCCCGAGAGGAUGUCGGUGUUACCAUGUAGGGACAGCCACCCUCUGGGGAAAGCUGGGAAAAACACAGCCGCAGUGGGUGCCUCUCAGCCUCCAGCUCAGAGCUUUGACACGGGACAAAAGAACUGUCUACAGGAGCGUUCAUUUCAUUCGGCAAGCGGAGUCCCAAGUUCUGUGUUCCUGCCUAUGAAGAUCAUCAGAGUAUGAGAUAGGAAAAAGCCAGUGGGCCCUGGGCUAGCCCUGGAGCCUUUGAUUCAGACUCCAGGCUGAGCCUGAAUCCCCCACAUGACUUGUCUGUCUAAUAUGUCUCAGCUUCCCUGUCUGUUACAUGGAAUUGCAGGGAGAGAAAUGGUGGUGAUGCCUACCUCACAGGGUUGUUGUGGGGACUCCAGUGCUAGUGUGUGUGAAGGGAAUGUGUGCUGCUCUCCCAGGGACAGCGUCAGAGAGUGUGGCAGGACAAGGUCAGAGCUACAACUGCUGCCCAGGAUUUUAAACUUGUUUGUGAGUAAAUAAAACUGGAUGGUAAAUGAAUUUAGGGGCUUUGCCUUCAUUCCCAAGAAAUGUGUUUCUUGCCAGUUAACUGUGGUACUUGAAGAUGACUCCGGCCGGCAGCAGGGUCUCGACUGAACUCUGGAGUGAGGAUUGCAUUGCUCAGGGGAGGCAGCUCUCACUGGGUGUUUUACAUCUCUGUAUUGUCUCUAGCAUAAGCAGUUUUCUCCCCGGAUGAGAGCCAUGGGAAACAGGCUGCAUUGAUGAGAUUGGGGGAAGGGACCCUGCCAGUAGCAUUCUGGGUUUGAGCAUGAUGGGAAAGAAACAGCAAAUAUGGGGAUGAGGCUGGCACAGAAGUGCUGGGAAGAACCAUGAGUCGGAAGGGGUGGGUGUACUGUGUGCACCAUGGCUGCAGGGGAAAGGAAGGCCUGCGAGGCCCUCUGCAGAUGCAGUCAGCGGUCUGCCGUUCCUUCUGAGGCCCACCAACUUUGAAUUCCUCUAAAGAUUACCUGCCUACCCAUGUGCCACUGUUCCGUAAUGGAACUUUUCAAAGAUAGAGAUAUCCCACCUCCAAGUCCGAGAUUUGAGGACACAUCAGGAGAGCAGCCGGGCUCCCAAGACUGUGAACCGAUGCCACUCUGAUGUUUGAGGACCCUGUGGUGGCGCCCCUAACUUCCUGCCAGCUCCUCAGCCUCCCCUUUCCUCCUGCCUGCUCCGUUCCCAGUGGAAAACACUUCAAAUAAAAACACCUAUGACUCUAACAGCCGCCACCUGGGAGCUAUUUUACAAAAGCUCAAAAAUAAAGGGCAGGUUACUGCUUGUACAGAAUGUCCGCAGUGUCUCAGUGCUGUCCCCUGAGAACGCCUAGGUCAGGCGUCCCUAAGGCUGGUGCUUGUUUAUUGUUCUGACUCAGUCUGUAGUUUUGAGUCUUGUUCUGACUUGGCUCACCCCCCUCGCCCAUGCUGCAGCAGACGACAGUGAGAGGCCACUCUCCAGUCUCCCCUCAGCACUUGUCCAGCCGAUCUGCUGCUCACCAUUUGCAACUGCGUCCUGCAGGCUCCUCUUUGGUAUAGCGCUGCUCUCACAUCUAAACUUUGCACCAUGGUAGAAAGCAGGUCCCGAGGACAGCCUGGACACUAGAGAGUUUCCAUCUGGCUUGUCAGCCUGCUGCUUCUCUCUCGCCAUAUUGUCUUCAUCGCUCUGUUUUCUUAGAUUAACAGGCUUCUGAGGCCUUAUGCACCUCUGAAAUUUCAGCAUGUGCGUGUGCAAUGUACGUGCAUGUGUAUGUGUGUAUGUGUGCUUGUGGUGGGUGUGGAGGCCUGAGGACAGCCUCAGGCGUCCAUUCCUCAGUCGGGCCCUGCCUUGGUUUUGAGACAUGGUCUCUCAUUCACCUAGGCUGCUUGGCCAGUGAGUCUACUGACUAAAAGUAGAAACCACCUUCCAAGGAGUUCAAACUCAGGUCCUCGUACUUGCAAUGCAAGUGGUUUAUUGACCGAGCUCCUACUCCAGCUCCAAUUUCAUUUAAAAACUCAUUGCUCAGAUGCGAGCUCUGAGCCCUAAAAUCGUGUGGUUCUGAAAUAGGAGUCCACUUUGAGCUGUUUGCUCCCUCUGAUAAACCCAACUUGGGACACUAACCACUGUUCUGUCCCCAGGGGAUCUGUGCUAGGCCCAAACCUGCUGGGUAGCUGGGGUUGCAGAUCACAGCUUUAAAUCCAACAUGAUGACUUCUUACCAGCUAGGUAAAGAGGUUGUUAAUCAGGCUACUACAGUGCCCCCGAUAGAGGAGAGAGGCUCACCAGAAGGUGUCAGCCUGGCCAGGGUCCCACCAAGCUUUGGUGGAGCUGAUUUACAUGUGAGAACCAUUCCUCUCCCUUCAGAGAGCUUACGUGUGAGGGAUGGUGGGUCAGGACAGCAACUUUUAGCUCUUGAACUGACCCGAUUACCUUGUGGAGAUCUGGGCUGUAAACUCUGCUGCCUCCUAGACUUGACCAAUCUGGGUUGGUGUUCACUGCUGCCAGACUCAGUUUCUCCAGGUGCACCAUCCCGUGUGGGCUGGGCUAUCCCAGUCCACGCACAGACUCUCGGACAGGCUAAGAGAUGACCAUCUAGCCAUCCAUCUCUCAUGGUGCUCACUCGUCUCUCCCCCAGUCAAUAUGUCUCUCUCCGAUGGGAAAGUUAAUAAAUUUUCCUCUAGAUUAAAAGUAUUGAUUAUUUCAUUUGUAAACAAUAAAUAAAAAGGAGGAACUUUUCACUGCACAGGGGCCAGCGCCUGGUGUAUUUUGCUGGUGAAAUUUUGCUCACUGUUGGGGGGUGGGCUUCUCAUAUGCAUUCUGUCCGGCCAGGAGCAUUGAUUUCCUAUUAGUCUCCCAGCACCACCCAGUAACACAUCAUUUCAGUACCCGCUAUUAAUGGUCUUUUGAUAAAUAAUCACUUGUAAGUCAAUAAAUUUUUAUUAAACACUGUA
Molecule: messenger RNA, 5512 nt
Organism: Rattus rattus (black rat)
Lineage: Eukaryota; Metazoa; Chordata; Mammalia; Rodentia; Muridae
Gene: Gpat4
Product: glycerol-3-phosphate acyltransferase 4
Exons: 13
Coding region: 924-2294 (456 amino acids)
Biological process (GO): triglyceride biosynthetic process
Cellular component (GO): endoplasmic reticulum
Molecular function (GO): glycerol-3-phosphate O-acyltransferase activity
Source: RefSeq, a predicted model, not a curated record